AUGGGGAUGACUGCGCCACUUCUUGAGCCGCAAUAUAAGAAAUCAAUAAGGAUCAUCAAUGUUUGGUCAAGCAACCUGGAAUUCGAGUUCGAGCGGAUUGCAUUUGCCUCUCGAUGCUUCCCCUUUGUGACCAUUGACACUGAGUUUCCAGGAGUCGUAUUCCAUCCCACCGUCGACUCUGCCAAUCCCAAGAACACUUCACGUCCUUUGGAUCGCUACAGAGCUCUCAAGGCUAAUGUUGAUUCACUCCAUCUUAUACAGCUUGGUCUUACUCUCAGUGACUUGGAUGGUAAUCUUCCAGAUUUUGGAGGAGGCUGCAGUUUCGUAUGGCAGAUUAACUUCAAAGAAUUUGAUGUCUCUAGUGAUCUUCAUGCACCGGACUCCAUUAAUCUUCUCAGACAACAGGGUAUCAAAUUCGACAAGAACAGGGAAGACGGUGUUGAUUCUACCCGUUUCGCUGAGUUGAUGUUGGCCUCUGGUUUGGUGUUCUAUAACACACCUCUGUUCCGAUGGGUUACUUUCCAUGGCGCUUAUGAUUUCGCUUAUCUGCUGAAAGCCAUCACACGGCAGCCAUUGCCGGACGACCUUAAUGGGUUUUACAAACUUCUGAAUGUGUAUUUUGGGCUGAAGAUUUAUGAUGUGAAGCAGAUGCUCAAAUUUUGCGAUGGAGUCUUCGGCGGCUUAGAGCGGGUGGCGAAAACUUAUGGGUUAAAACGCAUCGGCGAAGCUCACUGUGCGGGCUCUGAUAGCCUGUUAACAUGGUUUGUGUUUCACAAACUUCUUCUGAAUAACAAUGUGAAAGGUGCUGGUGUUCUGUUCGGGCUUGAUAUUGAUUAUAAACCAGCGCCUGUGAUACGCUUCAUGGCACCGGUCCCACCCCAGCAUGCUUAUUGUAGUGUCCUCCGCAUGCCUGCCAUUCCCGGCAUGUUUGGAUAG
Messenger RNA from Telopea speciosissima, 936 nucleotides. RefSeq names its product probable CCR4-associated factor 1 homolog 9. The transcript has a single exon. NCBI's taxonomy places the organism in Eukaryota, Viridiplantae, Streptophyta, Magnoliopsida, Proteales, Proteaceae. The record is from RefSeq and is a predicted model, not a curated record. Gene Ontology annotation, molecular function: nucleic acid binding; poly(A)-specific ribonuclease activity. Gene Ontology annotation, cellular component: CCR4-NOT complex; P-body; CCR4-NOT core complex. The coding region runs from base 1 to 936 and encodes 311 amino acids.